AUGGCGCAUUCCAGCCCCAGCCACCUCAUCGCGACGCUCUUCUACAAGUCCAACCAGCCCCACUUCUUCCCGCACCCCGACGCUUCACCACGGUCGCCUACCGAUGCGCUCGCACCUGCCUCGCUCGAAGCACUGAGGGAUGGCGCGGCUCCCACAGACAACCUGGACGCAUACCCGCUAGAACCCCCCACGCCCGGUCCCAACCCGCUCGAUCACCUCUACGGCAGCUACAUUAGCCAGUCAUGCCUGACCGACUUCUUUGUGCUGCUGCGCAACAUAAUCCCCGGCAUACAGGAAUCGGCUAUCACAUCCAGGCAACUCUCUGAAGAGAAGCUGGCGAGGGUGGUAGAGGUACGCUUUCCAGCCGCGGGCGCCGACCUGGAAACACUGCGACGCAACGAGCUGGUUAGUCGCUUUGAGCGCGAAUGGAACCUCGAAAUUGUCUGGCAGGCAGAUACCGUGCAUAGGCGGUACAAGCGCCUCGCAGUCUUCGAUAUGGACUCGACACUCAUCCAGCAAGAAGUCAUUGACCUAAUCGCCGCCCUCAUCGGUGUCGAAGACCAGGUCUCUGCUAUUACUGCAGCGGCUAUGAACGGCGAGCUGGACUUUGAGGCAAGUCUGCGGGCAAGGUGCAAGCUGCUCAAGGGAGUGCCGAGCAGUGUGUGGGAGACGCUGAAGCUGUGCAUCACACUGAAUGAGGGCGUCUCGGAGCUCAUUACUGCGCUGAAGCGCUUGGGCUUCAAGACUGCAGUCCUUAGUGGAGGCUUCACGCCGUUGACCGGGUGGAUGGGACAGAAGCUGGGCCUGGACUAUGCAUUCGCAAACCAUCUAGUCGUCUCCGAUGACGGAAAGGAACUCACUGGCGAGUUGACCGGCGAAAUCGUCCACGCGGAGAAGAAGCGCCAGCACGUCCUAGAGAUUGCUGAGAAAGAGGGCAUACUGCUGGAUCAGGUUGUCUGUAUCGGGGACGGCGCCAAUGAUCUCCCUAUGAUGGGUGUCGCGGGCUUGGGUGUCGCGUUCCACGCGAAGCCCAAGGUGCAAAUGCAGGCUCCAGCACGGCUCAACUCGAAGAGCAUGCUGGAUGUUCUGUACCUCUUUGGCAUAUCGAAGGAAGAGCAGGAGAUCCUGUUGGAUAACACGCAGCUAGCUUAA
This is a messenger RNA of Paraphaeosphaeria sporulosa, 1152 nucleotides long. Its product is annotated as phosphoserine phosphatase serb. The record is from RefSeq and is a predicted model, not a curated record. Gene Ontology annotation, cellular component: cytoplasm. NCBI's taxonomy places the organism in Eukaryota, Fungi, Ascomycota, Dothideomycetes, Pleosporales, Didymosphaeriaceae. Bases 1 to 1152 code for a protein of 383 amino acids. Gene Ontology annotation, biological process: L-serine biosynthetic process; dephosphorylation. Gene Ontology annotation, molecular function: magnesium ion binding; L-phosphoserine phosphatase activity. The transcript has a single exon.